UAUUAAACUUCUUGGAUAAGAUACAAAAUAAUUUAAGUUUGCUGAAACAUACAUUAAGAUUAAAUUGCUCAAGCAUUUGUGCAAAUUUACAGUUCUAUUUGAGAUUUUAAAUUAGUAGUAUUAAAAAAAGAGACAACAGGUCCCAAAUGGAGUUACUUGUGCUAAAGACCAUGUCAGCAAACCAGGGCUUAAUACCUAACCUAACUGCAAUUUCAACGUAACCUUUAGUCAACCUGGAAUUACCUGGUCAGCACUAGAUGAGGUCAUCUGCCAUAGGCCCCUCCGUUCCCCUUAGGAAGGCAACCUUGCCUGUAACAAUACAUUCUUUGCUAAUAAUUUUCUUUUUCUGCCCCUUUUCUACCUUUAAAAACCUUUCUUCUUCUCCAGUGUGGUGGAAACAAUUUGAUCUUUAAAUUUACUCUAUCAAAUUUUUCUUAUUUAACCGUAGCCUGUAUAGGUUUUAGUUUUUGCCCCUGAGUGCCUUAUAGGCGCUGCUAAGCCUCUGAUAAAUAUAAUUCCAUGAAAGACUACUCCUUUGAAAAAAAAAAAAAAAGAACAACUCUCCAUAAAAGAACUUUAAUAAGCUUGACUAAAUAUUUAGAAAGCAUAUUGUGUUGAGUGAAACUUUGAAUGUAAUAAAUAAUGAGAGUAAUAGAAGGUACUUUUGGAUGACUGGUUUGUAAUUGUCUCAAGGAACACAUACAAAGAAAACAAGUUCUUUUGAUUACUUCCUCAAACAGCCAACACAAUGGGGAAAGUGGAGGAAAUGUCACGUGAACACUAUAAAAAGGGAACCAGAAAGCCUAACAUGUAAACUUGGAGAAAUGACAGCAUUAGAAAACAAACCUACAAAAGAGAACACCUUCUAGUGUAAGCUGAGAUGCGCAAAAGAUAGAUAUUCUCUAGUAGUGGAGCUUUAUCAAGUCUGCCAAGAGACAAGUGGAAUAGUUUACCUUCAACAUGAUUAACAAGCCUUUCUUUGAAAUUGUGUUGGUGCUGCUGGCUUUUUCCACCAUCUUCUCCCGAGAGUUGAAACCGAUUCUUUUCCAACAAAGAAGAGUAAACAGAGAGAGUUUAAAACUCCUGAAUAAAUUGCGGACCUCAUCAAUUCAGCAGUGUCUACCACAUAGGAAAAACUUCUUGCUUCCCCAGAAGUCUAUGGAUCCUCACCAGUAUCAGAAAGGACACAUACUGGCCAUUCUUCAUGAGAUGCUUCAGCAGAUUUUCAACCUCUUCAGGGCAGUUAUUUCUCUGGAUGGUUGGGAAGAAAUCCAAAUGGAUAGAUUCCUCUCUGAACUUCAUCAACAGCUGGAAUACCUAGAAACACUCAUACGACUGCAAGCUGAACAGAGAAGUGGCAUCUUGGGUAGUGAGAACCUUAGGUUACAGGUUAAAAGUUACUUCCAAAGGAUCCAUGAUUACCUGGAAAGUCAGGAAUACAGCAGCUGUGCCUGGACCAUUGUCCAGAUAGAAAUCAACCGGUGUCUGUUCUUUAUGAUCCAACUCACAGGAAAGCUGAGCAAACAAGGAAUGGAUCCUUGAACCUUGUGGAGCAAGAGCCAACUGCAGGCUUUAAAAGUAUAGGGUAGGUGGAGGAGUGGGAGGAUUUCUCCAGACGCUAUUCUUUCUUUUGUCUUAAAAUGGUAGUAUUGCUUUGGUUUUGUGUGUGUAUAUACAUGUAUAUAUACACAUUGAUUUGUGCUUUAAGAUUAUACAUACUGACUACAAUUGUUUUUAUUUUGUGAUGUCACUUUGUAUUUUCUAUCCAUCUUAUAUUUUUGAGUUGAAUGAUUCAUUUAUAUUUCAUAAUUAGUGCUUCAAAUGGUUACAUUUUCAUAAAAAUUGGCAAUAUAAUGGAAUGUGUCU
Messenger RNA from Camelus dromedarius (Arabian camel), 1866 nucleotides. It is a transcript of the gene IFNE, whose product is annotated as interferon epsilon. Gene Ontology annotation, biological process: defense response. Lineage: Eukaryota; Metazoa; Chordata; Mammalia; Artiodactyla; Camelidae. Gene Ontology annotation, molecular function: cytokine receptor binding. The coding region runs from base 961 to 1542 and encodes 193 amino acids. Gene Ontology annotation, cellular component: extracellular region. The record is from RefSeq and is a predicted model, not a curated record. The transcript has a single exon.